Molecule: messenger RNA, 1990 nt
Organism: Colossoma macropomum (tambaqui)
Lineage: Eukaryota; Metazoa; Chordata; Actinopteri; Characiformes; Serrasalmidae
Exons: 3
Coding region: 485-1561 (358 amino acids)
Biological process (GO): regulation of transcription by RNA polymerase II
Molecular function (GO): RNA polymerase II cis-regulatory region sequence-specific DNA binding; DNA-binding transcription factor activity, RNA polymerase II-specific
Source: RefSeq, a predicted model, not a curated record
GAUGAUGGAGCAGCUCGAUACAUUCACAGACUCAGUAAUUAAUUCAUUAUCGACAGCGAGCUGAGCCGCUAGGUGAGCGUACCUGCUACAAGGCUUUUCCUGAGUGCAGUUUCAGGCCAUCCUGCGAUCCGUCAAAUUUUCAGCACCAGUGGAAGCACGUGACUGAAUGUCCCGGGAGGGGGCGUGUUCGAACGAGCUCGCACCAAUGACGUUCGAGGAAAGUUGCGGGGGCGGGGCCAGAAGGAGAGCGUUAUAUUUAGGUGCCUGCGUAAAUACCUACUGUAUCAGACUGUUAACGGUCCGCUUCAGGGCGCAGCUCUGAAGGAGAAGGAAGAUCUCCCGGGCGGGACGCGCGCCUGCCUCUCUGUCCACCACAUUUCUACCUUUUUUUCUUCAGCUAUUUUUCUUCCAACACAUAUAAAGCGGAACAAAAACGGAGUUAAACGACGAAGACGAGAAACGACCUUCUCUAACUUCUGCAAUCAUGAUGUCCAUGAACAGCAAGCAGCCUUUUAGCAUGCAUCCCAUCCUGCACGAGCCGAAGUACACACCUCUGCAUUCCAGCUCGGAGGCUAUUCGGCGGGCAUGUUUGCCCACGCCCUCGCUGCAGGGCAACAUCUUCGCCGGCUUCGACGAGACGCUGCUCCAGAGGGCCGAGGCCCUGGCCGCGGUGGACAUCGUGGCGCAGAAGAGCCACCCGUUCAAGCCGGACGCCACCUACCACACCAUGACCACCAUGACCAGCAUGACGUGCACGCCCACCUCGUCGUCGGCGCACCUGCACCACCCGUCCGUGCUCACCUCGCACCACCACCACCAUCACCACCACCACGCGCACCACCAGGCCGCGCAGGGCCUGGAGGGCGACCUCCUCGAGCACCUGACGCCCGCCAUCUCCCUGGGCGCCAUGCCCACGUCCGACGUAGGCACGGGCCACUCGCACAUGGCGGCGGCCAUCAACCACAUGCAGCCGCACCACCCGCAGAGCAUGAGCAUGCACCCGCACGGCCUGGGCUCGCAUGCGCUCGGCGGCGGCGUCGCGGGCGGCGGGGGUGGCGGAGGAGGCGGCGGCGCGCCAGACUCGGAGCCCGACCCGCGCGAGCUCGAGUCGUUCGCCGAGCGCUUCAAGCAGCGGCGGAUCAAGCUGGGCGUGACGCAGGCGGACGUGGGCGCGGCGCUGGCCAACCUGAAGAUCCCUGGCGUGGGCUGCCUGAGCCAGAGCACCAUCUGCCGCUUCGAGUCGCUCACGCUCUCGCACAACAACAUGGUGGCGCUCAAGCCCAUCCUGGAGGCCUGGCUGGAGGAGGCCGAGCGCGCGCAGCGCGAGAAGAUGACCAAGCCUGAGAUCUUCAACGGCGCCGACAAGAAGAGGAAGCGCACGUCCAUCGCGGCGCCCGAGAAGCGCUCGCUGGAGGCUUACUUCGCCGUGCAGCCGCGACCUUCGUCCGAGAAGAUCGCCGCCAUCGCCGAAAAGCUGGACCUGAAAAAGAACGUGGUGCGCGUGUGGUUUUGCAAUCAGAGGCAAAAGCAGAAACGGAUGAAGUUUUCGGCGACGCACUAGGGGCCAUUUUAGUCCCUAUUACUAUUGAUUUUACUAUUAUUAUUGUUUUUGUUUGCUCGGGGUGGGUGCGGGAGUGGUGGUGUUGGUGGUGGGGGGGCUCCACCUUGUUGGGACCCGAGCUGGAGCGUCCCAGAGACUGGAAACAGCACAAACUUCAGUCAGAGAAGAGAAACUAACUAACAAAAAUAAUAGGAAGACUCACAGGCUCUCAAACGUGGAGAAAAAGAGAGAGAGAGACACAGAGAGAGAGCGAGUGAGAGAGAGAGAAUCAUCAACUAGUGGCAAUUAAUUAUUGUACAAAAGGGAAAUAGAAUAAUAACGAUUAUUCUCUUAAAUAACUCUUUUAUAUUAAUUCGUGUACAUACCUGUGAAUACAUUGCACCUCUGUGAAGAGCGCGUCGUCUUUUUUCUCCUUUUUAUUUUCCAUCU